AUGGACCCAAAAACAAGGCUCCGCAAGGCCUGCGAUGCCUGCAGCAUCCGGAAAGUGAAGGUUCGUUUUGCACCUGUCAAACCCUGCCUCGUCCAGUUGCUGAUCUCCUUUUUCAAGUGUGAUACUGGGGGCCCACCAUGUCGGUCAUGUGCUACUUUGGAUAUUCCAUGCACAUAUGAAAGGCCGAGUAGGCGCCGGGGACCUCCUAACCGCCAUGCCGAGGCGCUGAAGAAGCAGAAGCUGGAGACGGUUGCGUCGCCGACAAGUCUAUCCGACUAUCCGCUAGCGAACACACCGCAGACUCAACCUGCAUCUACGCCUACGCCGGCACCGGCAGCUCUGCCCACGCCUGUAUUCUCGGGGCCUGCCUCCUCAGCUUCACUUUCAGCAGAAGCUAUCUGCUCUCUCCACACGGUGCAACUUCUCCUUGAUGAUUUCUUCACAUACAUCCAUCCUUUAGUCCCGAUCCCUCACGAGCCUACGUUCCGUGCGGCCUUUGACCGCCGGGAGGAUGCCUCUAGCGGUACCUUUCUGGCUCUUCUUGCUUCCAUGAUCGGGUUUCUAGUCGCCUCCUUCCCCCGGCGGCCGAAAUUGCGCCUGAAUACGGAAGCGGAACGUUCCGCCUUUCCAAAUUCGAUUGCACUUGUCAAACGAUGCCAUGAUGUUGCUAUCCAAGCUCGAGGCGUUGGGUAUCUCGAUCGAAAUGCGACUGUUUACGAUGCAGCCAUCAGCUAUUUCCUGGGCGUUUGUGCCGGCUACAUCUACAGCAUGCGCCGUUGUCGUAUCUACCUGGCGGAAUGUCGCACUAUGUUGCAGGUUUACGAUCUUUGCCGCGCCCCUACGCCUGCUCCUACCAUGGCAGCAAUGAACGCUACCAGUCCAAUGUCAACAGCGUCGGGAACCUCACAAGAUCAGCAAACACAGCAUCUUACGGAUAACAAACCCGUAGAUUUAAUCUCUCAGGAACUUGGGCGGCGACUCUUCUACGUUUCGCUAGUGGGGUAUCAAAGCCUGCUCCAACUUGGCUCAGCCGAUAUCAGGAUGCACGUCCCACCAGAAACCCCAGCAGAUCGUUAUCCACCAUAUCCGCUUGAGGUUGAUGACGAGUUUCUAUUUCCAACUCAUAUAAACCCCCAACCCGCUGGCCGUGUGUCAAUAAUGGUCGGGUUCAAUGCCAAUGUCCGUGUCUAUGGUUCAUACAAUUCUCUCCUGGCGUGGGAGACGGCAUUCGGCAGUGGUCAAAUAUUCGACUGGGAACACCAACGCUCAUCAUUAUGGGGGUGUCUUCAAACGGUUAAGUCUGCUCUACUCAAAGUUCCAGUUGAACUAUCACUCUUCCAUCCCAAACGAGCCUCUGCAAGUGGAUUAGCCGGACACGACGGAGUCGGCUCGGUGUUCAAUUAUCCAGUGGACCACAUCUACCAAGAACGACGCGCAAUCCAGUAUGAGAUUCAGAAGGCGAAUAUUUACGCCAGCCAGCUAUGCACCAGGUCAUGGCUGGUUGAGAAAUAUUGGAACCUGUUCGAGACAUACGCGAAGUAUGGCAAUCUAGCAAGACCUUCGAUCCCAAACCCCGCCAUGCCGCAUUUCACUACGAAGACCGAGGGGUCUGCGGAAACAACAUCAGCUGAAAAGCCUGGAGCUUCGUCAGAUUCAGCUGCUCAGAUAUCAAUAGAGGCGCAAACAGAUCGCAUCGGCCAAAUGAUGGCAGAAGAGCGGAAACUCGUCAUCAAAGAUCUCUUUGUGCUUCUGCGGACCGUCAACGAAGUCAACAUGGAACCAAAUGGUGCCAGCAUCACAGGAAAAAUCCGCCAAAUAGCCUCUACCCUCCUCAACAUGCCAUACUACCCACAACCGACGACCCAAGAUCCAAAUUCAAAUUCCGCCAUCCCACCCGAAAACCCACCCACCGAACCCGCAACAGAAAACCACCAACCCAAUCCAUCCUCAACCGAUGUCCCAAUUCUCACACCUGCAGAAGCAGAAUCCUACCUCCACGCCUUCAUCGACACCCUCAUCCGACUCGAAGGCUAUUCAUCAGCGGCGACGGAUCCCGGCAGCGUAAUUGAGGGUGUGAGCCCGCGCGCUAAUGGGCGGGCUAUGAGUUAUCUUAGUGAUUACGAGCGUGAUCAAGAGGAGUUGAGUCAGUGGGCUAGUUUGAAGGAGUAUCAGCAGAAAUUCGCUGAGGCUGGGGGUGUUUUGUCAGAGUUGUAA
Penicillium cosmopolitanum is the source of this 2214-nucleotide messenger RNA. RefSeq lists its product as uncharacterized. Gene Ontology annotation, molecular function: zinc ion binding; DNA-binding transcription factor activity, RNA polymerase II-specific; sequence-specific DNA binding. Gene Ontology annotation, biological process: positive regulation of transcription by RNA polymerase II. The transcript is spliced from 2 exons. Gene Ontology annotation, cellular component: nucleus. The record is from RefSeq and is a predicted model, not a curated record. NCBI's taxonomy places the organism in Eukaryota, Fungi, Ascomycota, Eurotiomycetes, Eurotiales, Aspergillaceae. Bases 1 to 2214 code for a protein of 737 amino acids.